Messenger RNA from Epinephelus moara (kelp grouper), 1643 nucleotides. Its product is annotated as survival motor neuron protein-like. The coding region runs from base 80 to 1327 and encodes 415 amino acids. Gene Ontology annotation, cellular component: nucleus; precatalytic spliceosome; cytoplasm. Gene Ontology annotation, molecular function: RNA binding. The record is from RefSeq and is a predicted model, not a curated record. The transcript is spliced from 10 exons. NCBI's taxonomy places the organism in Eukaryota, Metazoa, Chordata, Actinopteri, Perciformes, Serranidae. Gene Ontology annotation, biological process: mRNA processing; regulation of alternative mRNA splicing, via spliceosome.
CUUGACGCAGGUGUUGUGUUUGUCGCGGUUAAGUCUUAAUUUUUACGUGAAAUGAUUUUCCCUUUAAGUGACGACAGCCAUGACUGAACUGACGGAAAACAGUUUUCUCGGCGGAGCUACGGAGUCGGAGGAGUCCGUCACAGCGGCCGGUAAAGACGAAACUUCCCUCACAGAAGCUUUGGAAAACACUCUGGACAUUUCACAGGAUGUUAAACUGACAGAAUCUGCAGCCUCAGAGGAGACAGACAGCGGAGAGAAGCCGCUGCAGGAAGACAGACAGCAGGAAGGACAGAGAGACAGACAGCAGGACGGACAGAGAGACAGACAGCAGGACGGACAGAGAGACAGACAGCAGGGCGGACAGAGUGGCAGACAGCAGGACGGAGGGAAUGACAGACAGCAGGAUGGAGGGAAUGACAGACAGCAGGAUGGAGAGACUGCCUCUCCACCUGUAGCUGAGUCCUCCAGUGCAGAGUCAAAGUGGGUGGUGGGUGCUAAGUGCCGGGCGGUGUGGUUAGAGGACGGGCGGGUGUACCCGGCAACUCUGGUGUCUCUGGACGGAGAGCGCUGCAGAGUUCGUUUCAGCGGCUACGGCAACCAGCAGGACAUGGAUCUGAGCGCGCUCAAAGGUCCAGAAGCUGUUGUGCAAACACAGAGACAAAACUCUCAGGAGUGGAAACCUGGUUCUCGCUGUCGAGCCGUGUACUCAGAGGAUGGUCUGGUUUAUCCGGCUGUCAUUCUGUGGGUCAAAGGUCAGCGCUGCUGCGUUCGCUUCAAUGACUACAACAAUGAGGAGGAACAGGACGUCAGCAGCCUGCUGAGCCCCGAUGAGCUCCACGGACCCAGCAGAGCCUCCGCAGCUAAGGGCAGCAGCUGGAAGUCCAGUGUAACCAGCAGUAACGUGGAGUGGAAGAGGAGCAGAAGAGAGGAGAGGCAGCAGGGGGAGAGAGGAGAGAGGAGGAGAGAGGAGAACCAUGUGGGGGACAGAGGAGGAGAGCAGGUGAAAGAGAAACUCAGCAGUAAAGUGGAGAAAGAAGCCGAAGAGAAGAAGACAGGAAACCAGCAGACAGACGGAGCGGAGAAACUGGCCAAUCACAGCUUCUGUUUCUUCCCUCCGUUUCCUCCUCCUCCUCAGUCGGGCUCAGGGGGCCCUGUGUCCUUCAUCCCUCCUCCUCCUCCUCCUCUCUGGACGUUUGCUGGGAGAGAUUCAAGCGGCUCUACUGGCGUUGAUGCCUCCUCCAGCAUGUUGAUGCUGUGGUACAUGUGUGGCUUCCACACCGGCAGCUACAUGGCUCAGCAGGUGUUCAAGUCGAGCUCCAAGGACUGAGAGCCAGAGAGAAUUAUGGGACGUGACGCAGCCGGGACGAUCCUCUUAUUGAUUCUUUUCUUUUGUUUUUUUCCAAUCAAAGUGUAUGUUUCGGUUUUGUAUAUUUUAGAGUAAUUUAAUUGUUCUUAGUUGAAUGUUUUCCUGCUGCUGCAGCGUGUAGACAUUUGUGUUCAGAGAGUUGAAGAGACGUUUGAAUGUUUCUGUUUGAUUCUGUUGAGAGUUUCAGUGUUCGGCCGAUAAAUCGUUGACAACUGUUGGAGGAUGAAGAUAUCUGGAAGAAAAAAAUGUUAUUAAACAGAAAAGGAUGAUACCUGCA